Molecule: messenger RNA, 2234 nt
Organism: Durusdinium trenchii
Lineage: Eukaryota; Dinophyceae; Suessiales; Symbiodiniaceae
Source: the annotation of a GenBank genome assembly
CUCAACUUCGAAAAAAGAAGCUGUGGCCUUGAAAGCCCAUGCUGCCUUGGACACCGGGUGGACGCCUGCAGCACUACGACCAUUUGCGGAUUUCUCGAGAGGCUCUACCAUCGCGCUUCACAGACGCUGGACUCCGGUGAUCCGCUUCAAGGAGCAGCUCCGCUCGCUCCGCUCCAUCCUUUCACUUCAAUGUGCAGCUGAAUCGUGAGAUCAUAGCAGCUCCAACAGCUGCUUGUUUGCUUUCGCUUUGCCGGUCAAAGAUCAAUGAGCUGAACAGUGUGAACGUUGCGACAGCCUUGAACCAGCUCGCCAAGAGGGCGGACGGCCCGGAAGUGUGGCGUGGAGACGAUUCCUUGAUCCAGGCAGUUGGACAUUGUGCUCGCCAAAGGAAGUUCGCACCGCUAGGCCUUUCGAAUCUUUCAUGAAAGUUUGGAACGCUCCAAUUCCACGAUCCACCGUUGCUGUAUUUGCUGGCCCCGCAGGUCGUGGAGCAGAUCUCGGAAUUCGACUCCCAAAGCGUGGCCAACAGAGCAUGAACAUAUGCUUCUUUGAAAGUCAAAGAGGAGGUGCUCAUGGACAUGAUCGGCAGCUAUGUCGUCCUACGCACUCAGACCUUUGCAGAGCAGGGACUGGCAAACAGUGUGUGGGGAUUUGGGACCUUGGGAAUUCGGAAUCAGCUGCUUCUCGAUGCUGUGGCCGCAGCUGCGAUGGUCGGUGAAUUUACUUCGCAAGGAUUGACUAACACUGCAUGGACCUAUGCUGCGCUUGCUGACCGGCAGGUGCCGCUGUUUAGCUUUGUGGCGUCCACUGCGCCACUGGCCGAGAUGCCCUUUCGGGAACUGGCAAUGAUGGCAUGGUCUUUCGCUACACUGCAGAUUCACAAGGAACCCUUCAUGAAUGCUGUAUCUUCCUCGGCAAUUCCCAAGCUGGACACUACAGUCUUCCGGAUGUGCAACAUGGGGCCCAAAGAGGCUUGUCCCACAGAGAUGGUGGCUGCCCUCGCUGGUGCUCUCCAAACCUUGGGCAUGGAUACAUCGGAGUUUUUUGAGGCAGCGGCCUCGGCUUUGGCUCGCAUUGCUGCACCAGUAGAUGCGAGGAACUGUGGAGAUUCGGGAGUACCACUCACAGAUGGCGGAGACGAAGUACCUCGAGUGCUUGCGACCUAUCCUGGCAUCGCUUUCAUCUACAAACCCAGUGGCUGGUCCGUGGCCGUCAGCCGGGAGACUGCUGGUCGUUUAGGUGAUGAGGAUGACUCCUCUGACGAAGAAGAUCCGACUUUCGAGGAAGCACCGCAGCUCACUUCUUGGCUAUCAUCAGAACUGGCGCCAUGGUCCCCCAUUUCCGGAGACCCUUCAGCGCAACACGGCAUCGUGCACCGCCUGGACUUGGAGACUUCUGGUCCUUUGCUUUGUGCCACCAGCUACCAUGGCUACAUGGCUGCUUUGCUGCUCUUUGCAGCGAGAAAAGUUACAAAGGAGUAUGUUUGCGUUUGCAAAGGGUGGUUGUCAAGCCAGGUGGACAUGCUGAACUCCCCGUUGCUGUACGGCGAGUACCAGUCCAUGUCUCGGCAAGGUGAGGGGGCACAUGGUAUGCGAGAUGCGAAGACGCAGGUCUUGGUGGUGGGCCACUUCUUGGAUCCCAGCAACGCUCCCGUGAGCCUGGUGCAAGUGCGUUUACAUACUGGAAGGCGGCACCAGAUUCGCGCUCACCUUCGCUAUGAGGGACAUCCACUGGUUGGUGAUACCACCUAUGGAACUGGUGCGGAGCCGUGGUGCGGCAGCCUCUUUCUCCACUCUUACCAUCUGGGUCUUAGCCUUGGCUUUCCACCAUUCCCAGCCUGUCUCCUGGGUGCACCCGAAAUCUGGCAGCGUCGCCGGCGGCAGCUUUGUCGUCCUGCUGGGCAGCGGCUUCCGAUACCCGGCCGGCCCGGAGCCCAUCGGCCUCGGCAGAGAGGCUGUUGUGCGAGACGGGGCCGGCGGAAAGCGCUGCGCCCUACCUGGCAUGUCUCAGGAGAAGACCCCUUUCAUCUCGUGGAUCUCCACCCGCGCGCUGCGCGCCGGCGACCAAGUCGCCUUUGGCGCCGCCCAGACGGGCGCCCUGGGACCGGGCGUGACCGCCGUGGAUCGUAUCGAUUACAGCACGUCGGAGGGCUAUGGGAACGCCGUCUUUCGGACCUGGCAAGGAACUGCCCAGAAAGCAUCGGCCUUCCUGCAACCGAACUUUCAAGCGUAUGA